Molecule: messenger RNA, 1900 nt
Organism: Westerdykella ornata
Lineage: Eukaryota; Fungi; Ascomycota; Dothideomycetes; Pleosporales; Sporormiaceae
Product: tRNA-guanine transglycosylase
Exons: 2
Coding region: 236-1774 (512 amino acids)
Molecular function (GO): tRNA-guanosine(34) queuine transglycosylase activity
Source: RefSeq, a predicted model, not a curated record
CUUUUGCUGAAGUUCGAAUUCACUCUAAUUCCCUGUUCUCCACGCGUCCUCUUUUAUAGACAUUACAAUCACGCAGUCCUGCGGGCAGGCAUACACGCAAUCACGUGAGAAUUUCGGGCUAGUGAAUUCACUCACAGCGUCUCCAACCUCAAUCACAGCUCACACUGGAAUAUGCUCCGAUAACGAUAACAAAUUCUCGAACGACUAUACACCAAGCGCAGGGUGCGCAUACGACAUGUCGACCGACGCGCCAGUCCCGAAUCUAAGCCACCUUCCCCCAGAAAUGCUCGACUUCACGCUCAGCAAAACCUUCGGCGCGCUGGCUCCACGCCUUGGCCGCUUGACACUUCCCGGACGGAAACCUCUGCUGACCCCGGACUUUCUGGGAAACACAUCUCGAGGCGCGGUACCGCAUAUUUCGCAGGAUAUCUACCGCAGUCGAGCGAAUCUGGGGGGUGUUUAUAUAGCUCUGGAAGACUUUGUUGAGAAACAUCCACAAAAAAUACCUCCAGUACUCCAAUAUGACGUCCCCGAACCCCUACGCCGCUUCAUUGCUCUCCCCGACGCUGCGCUUCUGGUCUUGGGUGCUCGGAGGAUGCCGCCUUUACCCACUCCGAUGUCCAACACGAACUCCGAAGUAGCAUUACAAACGUCGGUUGGUUUCAAGACCAUAAGCUUAGAGUACUACGCCGCAGCUGCGCGGAAACUGCAGCCAGAUAUUGUAAUAGGCCUUGCAGACAUACCCUUCGGCCAGGAGUCCGUCAGCACGAAGAGGAAAGACAAAAUGAGCGACAGGACAGAGGCCUGGAUGCGGGACAUUAUAGCCAAGCGGAACGGGAUAGACAAAGGAGAACGGCGAUUCAAUAUCUUUGCCCCCUUCUUGCCUCUAGACAAGGAUUUACAGCAGUGGUACUUGGAGCACUUGGUCGACGAAAUGGCAGACCACAUCAGCGGCAUCGCCAUCUACGACGCCUACCUCCUCGACGACCUCCCCGAGGAACUGCACAAACUUCCGAGACUAUCCCUCCACCCACCCGCCAGCCCUCAAGAGCUCCUCCGCCAAAUCUCCCUAGGAAUGGAUAUCUUCACCAUCCCCUUCGUCAAUGAAGCCACCGACGCCGGCAUCGCCCUCGACUUCACCUUUCCCGCGCCCGAACCCAGAGAGGACACUAAGACUUCUCGCCGCUCUCUGGGCAUCGACAUGUGGCAGCCCGAGCACGCCACAUCCCUCAUACCCCUCAGCACGGGAACCUCUUGCUCCUGCUACGCCUGCUCUCACCACCACCGCGCAUACCUCCAGCACCUCCUCAAUGCCAAGGAGAUGCUCGGCUGGGUCCUCCUCCAGCUCCACAACCACGCCAUUCUCUCCUCCUUCUUCGCCGGCGUCCGCGCCUCCAUCUCCGCUUCCACCUUCGCUGCCGACGUCGCCGCUUUCGAAGCUUACUACGAGCCCCAGUUACCCGAGAAAACCGGGCAAGGGCCCCGCGUCAGAGGGUACCAGUUCCGCAGCCAGGAUCACGCCAAGGGGGAGAAGAAGAAUCCGAAAGCGUAUAGUAAGGAUCUCGAAGGAAAGGUGAAGACGGUGAAGGUGUUUGCGGCGCAUGGACAGGAACCGAAGGAGAAACCGGAGACGAGGAAUCUGAUUGAUGAUGAGGCGCUGGAGGGUCUUGUGGACCUGGAAAAUCUAAGAUUAGAGGACGGAAAUGGCAAUGGGAAGGGGGAGCUGGAGUUGGAGGAUGAUGAGAAUGGGAGAGCGUCGUCGUCUUCUUCGUGACAUCUUAUGCAAACGCGUUUAGAAAUAGAGUUAGAGGUCAUGAGCGACAGCCACCUGAUAGAUGGUGAGUGGCUGGAAAGCGGUGCAGCUAUCCCACCCAUCACUCUUGGGUAUCAAUUCCCUCUU